AUGAUCACAGUCGUCGGCUGUGCACUCGUUCUCCUCCUCCUCGCUUAUCUAUUCCAUCGACAGCGGGUGGCGGCGACCGCCGCCGCUGGCCGCAACUCGCCAGCCGGCGCAGGCUGGAGUGAGAAACGACCCUUAUCUCCACACCAGUCUGCCCGCUUCGAGGUCUCCAUUCCACCCCUCGACAACUUUGUCCUCGAGGACGCCGAUGAGAUUGCGUAUCGGCCGGUGCGAUGGAACAAGCACCCCGUCACAAUGGGCAUCUCCAACAUGCCAUUCGAGACGUGGUUCCAGCUCGACCACAAAUACACCUACAUCCAAAAGUUCCGCGCCCUCAAGACCCGCGAGGACGAGUACAACACCACGGAGACGCGCGCUGGGUUCCACGACGCUGCUCUCGAGUGCCUCUGUGAAACGGCGUCCUUCUUGUCGCUCCGUUACCCUCAGCUCUUCCGCGUCGAGCGACGCCAGUACGUCCAGUCCGACGAGUCAACGUGGGGCGACAGCUUCGUCAAGGUCGAGGACGGCACGGUCAAAGUAGUGCACAACUUGGUCACGGGGGAUGUCUGGGACUUUGACGCAAUCGAGCGCGAGGAGGGCAAGGACUGGAACCCCAUGAAGGUCGCUGGCCAACUCACGGUCGAGGACUUGGCAAUGCUGUGCGAGAACGACAACCAAGAGUACAUCUUCCAAGCGGGCCAUGUCGCCACCCAGGGCCACUGGCGAUUCCGCGAGAAGCUGGGCUGCACGCUCCACGAGAUUCACGUCAACGGCCCAGUGGAGGUCCCAGGCUGGCGUGAUGUGUUGCGCAAAUCAAUGGAGCGGUACUUCCUGAAGAUGACCCCGGAGAAGGCCGUCCAGCGGACCAACUUUACGUUCCAAAACGGUAGCACUCUCCAGUUUGAGCCGUCAAAGAGGCGCCAUGCGCAUGUGGUUGACCCCCAGUGGGAGGCCACCCCCGAGGUUCUCAAGAGCGCCGAAGGCAUGUACUUCCGUGUCGAGAGGCAGACACUCCGACGCAUGCCCCGAUCCGGAGCCCUGUUCUUCUCGUUCCGGACCUACCUCACCCCUCUACUCACGAUUGCCAAGGAGCCAGGAGUCGCUGGUCGCAUGGCCUCCAACGUCCGCGCCUACCCCGCCACCGUGGACGAGUACAACUCGACAAUCAAGUACAAGUCUGUCCUUCUCGACUUCCUCGACAAGGCCCACGCCGACGACGUUGCCUCAGGCAGGGUCAAGCUGGACGAGAAAGGCGAAGAGAUCCGGCAGAAGAGCUACCCGUUCUAGACCACGCAGGGUCAAUAUACAUACAAUGCAUGAAUCUAGU
Vanrija pseudolonga is the source of this 1324-nucleotide messenger RNA. RefSeq lists its product as uncharacterized. The record is from RefSeq and is a predicted model, not a curated record. Lineage: Eukaryota; Fungi; Basidiomycota; Tremellomycetes; Trichosporonales; Trichosporonaceae. The coding region runs from base 1 to 1284 and encodes 427 amino acids. The transcript is spliced from 7 exons.